Molecule: messenger RNA, 1653 nt
Organism: Chrysoperla carnea
Lineage: Eukaryota; Metazoa; Arthropoda; Insecta; Neuroptera; Chrysopidae
Product: solute carrier family 35 member F5
Exons: 9
Coding region: 108-1520 (470 amino acids)
Biological process (GO): regulation of peptide transport
Cellular component (GO): membrane
Source: RefSeq, a predicted model, not a curated record
AAUUUAUUUAUUUAGUUUAAACAUGAAGUGACACCCCUUCUGAUAAGGGAAUUACCUUUUACGUGAAUAAUCGGUAACAAUUAUUUUGAUAAGAUGUAUGGUAUUUAAUGAAACAUUCCAUUGAAUUACGACAUCCGUCUUUGGGACCGGGGGAUAUGUUAACAAAAUCACAAAGACUAGUACUAGGACUUCUAGUUUUAUUGUUUGUAAAUGUUAUAUGGGUAUUUUCAGCUGAGGUUACGAAGCACAUUUAUCGAGAUGGACAGUUUGAAAAGCCGUUUUUUACAACAUAUUUUAAGACAUCUAUGUUUUCGUUGUAUUUGCUAGGAUUAUGUUUCUGGCCACCUUGGAGAGAUACAUGUAAUAGACCACCAGCUUAUAUGUUCAUAGAUCCAAACACAGAAGACGAAAACUUUUAUGUAGAUGCAAACACAAGUUUGAGUGAUCCAACGUAUGUGCCUGUGAAAACACCAGAUCGUGAACGAAAUUCUGGUACUGAAAGUGAUGAUUCUUCAAUACGAUCCGUACGAUUUAAUAAAUUGGCUGAAGUACGUCACAUGUCUGAAGCAGAUGCUACAGAAGCGUUACUCGCACGAUUAUCUUAUCAAGCUAGUGUUCGUGCUGGUGAGGCUGCACGCCGAGCUGCUACAAAAUUUCCUGUAUUUAAAGUUGCACAAAUUGCAUUUACAUUUUGUAUACUAUGGUUUAUUACAAAUUACACGUACCAAGUAGCUUUAACUGAUGCUGAAACUGGAAUUGCAACAAUUUUAAUAUCCGCAUCAAAUGUAUUUAUUUUAAUACUUGGUGGAUUUUUUCCAGCAAAUAUUAAUGACAAAUUCACUUUAUCAAAAUUCAUUGCAGUAUUUAUUAGUAUUAGUGGUUUGAUUCUUGUUAAUUUUUCCGAUUUUACAAAAAAAUCUCCACAUAUGCCAACUGGUAUUGUUCUGGCAUUAAUAAGUGCUCUUUUUUAUUCUGCCUAUUUAAUAUUUUUACGUCGAAAUGUUGAUAAUGAAGAAAAAAUGGAUAUACCAUUAUUUUUUGGAUUUGUUGGAUUAUUCAACAUGACUUUGCUUUGGCCAAUGUUUUUUCUUUUACAUUACAGUGAUUUAGAAUUAUUCGAAUGGCCUAAUCAUGAUCAAUGGGCAUUAAUUAUUUUAAAUGGCCUUGUAGGAACUGUACUGUCAGAAGCUUUAUGGUUAUGGGGAUGCUUUUUGACAUCAUCAUUAAUUGCGACAAUCUCAAUAAGUUUAACGAUCCCAAUGUCAAUGCUAGCUGAUGUUAUAUUUAAAAAAGCAUCGUAUCCAUGUAUGUUUUAUAUAGGUACCGUUCCAAUGUUUCUUGCCUUCUUUGCCGUCCCUAUUCUAACACAUUACGAUAAUUGGGAUCCAUGUUUAGAAGCUGUACGAUGGUGGUAUUUCUUUGUAUGUCGAAAAACACGCACUUUAAGGAUUCCUGAUAUUGAAUCAGAACAAACAGAAGCAUUAAUUGGAAUUAAUUCCAUGAAUGACCAUGAGGCAUGAAAAAAGUAAUAAAUUUUAUUAUGAUGAAAUAAAAUUUUAUCUACAUUAAACUUUAAAUAAGCGCCAUCACCGAGGGCACCAAAAUAACAAGGUCAGUAUUUACAAAACUAUUAAAAAAAUGUAUUAUAUAGAA